CCCAGGGGUUUUUAAGUCAACUCCAUUUAAAAGUCGACGUGACGAUGCCGAUUUAAGAGGAGGGUUUUGUAAGCGGGCCGGCCGUGCCGCUAGCCCUGCCACCCGUGAACGAGCCGCGGUCCUAACUGUGCGGUGUCCCCUCCCGUCUGCAGGUGAGCGGUGGCCGCGCAGGGGCGUGUCCUCCCGCCGACGGAUGGAGGGAACCGGCGCCGGGGCUGCUGCGGCCCCGGACAGCAGCGCCGCCUCGGAGAGCAGCGCCGCGCCUGCGGGGAGCCCGCCGGCCUCGCCCUCCACAGACAGUCCCGGGAAGGUGCCGGGGAUCCUCUUCUCCUCCCUGCCAGUCCUGGACCUGAGUCAAAACGGACUUCAGCACCUGGGAGACGUCCUCAAAAUUCCCACCCUUAAACAACUGCACCUCCAGAGGAACGCCCUGCGUGCCAUCCCCCCGGACUUCUUCCAGCUGCUGCCGAGCCUCACCUGGCUGGACCUGCGGCACAACAGGAUCGAGGCGCUGCCCCCCGGGGUGGGCUCCCACAGGUGUUUGAAGACUUUGCUUCUAGAGAGGAAUCCCAUCAAGACGUUACCGGUGGAGCUGGGCAAUGUGAGGACGCUGCGGGCCCUGAACCUGAGGUGCUGCCCCGUGGAGUUCCCGCCCCAGCUCGUGGUGCAGAAGGGCCCGGCCGCCAUCCUGAGCUUCCUGCGCGCCUGCGCCACGGAGCCGGCGCCUCGAGCGACCCUGCCCCCUGAAAAGACGGCCCCAAGCCAGAGCCAGAGCCAGCCGCCGCAUCCUCGCUGGGACUCACCCAAAGAGCACCCACCCAACAUAGAGACCACAGACUCCCAGGAGCCUGAGGAGACCUGGCUCCCGGAAGCCCCGGAGCUGAGUGAGCCCCGGAGGUGCACCCGGUCCGGCGAAGACUGGCCGACGGAGGAGGAGCUCAGGCGCUUCUGGAAGCUGCGGCAGGAGAUCGUAGAGAAGGAGCAGGCGGAGGUCCUGGAAAACCAGCUCCUGGCGGUCGAGCUGCCCCCGAACCUGCGGGCCAUGCUGCGCGGCGGCCGGGAGGAAGCGCGCCCCAGCCCUAGGCAGGCCCUCAGAAGGACGGCGCCCUCCUUCCGGGGGGCCCUGCCCAGCCUGGCCUCGGCGUACCUGGCGGCGAGCUGGGCGGGGCAGCUGGAGGAGAGGCGGGCCUCAGCGCUGCGAGAGCUGCAGGAGAAGCAGGCGCUGAUGGAGCAGCGCAGGAGAGACCAGCGGGUCCUGCAGCAGUGGCGGGAGCAGGCCCAGGUGCUGAGGAGGAAGGAGGAGCUUGGCAGACUGCGGCCUCCCCGGCGGACGCUGGUGGCGUCCGAGGGGCCCUUCGCCACAGAUCUGCCGGACAAGGCGAGAGCGCUGGCGCACCCGCCGGGACAGAGGGUGCACGGCAAGGAGAGGCCCCUGCGCGGCGGCGACACGCUGAGAGCCGGCCACCAGGGGGCGCUGGAGGACAGGCUGAGACGGCACCUCUGGCAGGUGCGUGAGCGGCGGCCGGUGUUUGGAGGGACGGUGCCGCUGGGCGCCAUCAGGAAGGCCGCCGAGGACCCGGAAAUCGCCAGGAAGCUCCAGGACGAGGCGGUGAAGCAGAACCCGGGUCCGCCCUGAGCAGCCGCCGCGAAUGCCCGGCCCUCCCCGGGGACCUCCCGCCGCGCCCACCGGCCUCGCGGCCCGGACCGUAUUUUCUAACACGAAGUGUUAAGCACCUGAGACCGUUUACAGCUGCCGACGGCAGAGUCUCACGCGCGCCGACAGACGCGUCUCCGGCCCGGCAGCCGGGCCUGGCGCCGGCGGGCUCCCCUGGGCGUGCGGGGUCCCGGGGCCGUGGUCGCCCCGUCCCUGCGGCUCUCUGCGCUGGCAGCUGCUUGUUUGUGUUUUGUUUUCACCUGCGCUGCUUUCCGGAGGCCCCGAAGGUGUCAGCUGCCGUCGGCGGAGGAAGAGGACACUGCGAACCGGGCCCACCGUGCUCGUCUCUGGCGACCGGCCCUUGCGAACGUAGCCGGGACUGGGGUGUCCCUGACUCGGCUGUUCCCUCGAGCGGGGACCCACUCGCCGACUCCCGCCAGGCGACACAGCCUCGAGGGGCUGUGGGUGAGCUCGCCGUCCCCUCCAGCAGCACUCUCCCCUGCCCUCGCCCUUCCUGGGGCCGGACCCCCGCCCUGCGAGCUGUUGGUGGGACUUGGCCAGGGCCACCCCUGCCCCGGGGGCG
Messenger RNA from Phyllostomus discolor (pale spear-nosed bat), 2237 nucleotides. RefSeq names its product leucine rich repeat containing 27 (gene LRRC27). The coding region runs from base 194 to 1636 and encodes 480 amino acids. Gene Ontology annotation, molecular function: protein binding. The transcript has 10 exons. Lineage: Eukaryota; Metazoa; Chordata; Mammalia; Chiroptera; Phyllostomidae. The record is from RefSeq and is a predicted model, not a curated record.